Messenger RNA from Marasmius oreades (fairy-ring Marasmius), 684 nucleotides. RefSeq lists its product as uncharacterized. The record is from RefSeq and is a predicted model, not a curated record. Bases 1 to 684 code for a protein of 227 amino acids. NCBI's taxonomy places the organism in Eukaryota, Fungi, Basidiomycota, Agaricomycetes, Agaricales, Marasmiaceae. The transcript has 8 exons.
AUGUCUCUCACUUUCACACCUUCCAAUGCCAUCGACAUGUCCAAGGAGAAGGAGUGGGCCGCGAGUCUAGGCAUGCUCGAUUGGGAUGCGACGCGCAUUGUCUUUACGAAGAGAUCUUUGAUUGAAUUUCUCAGAAUCACUGGGACCACUGUAGACCCCAACUUCUCAAACAUAUCUAAACUGCCCAGUAUGUUAUGGUCGCAAAGGAUUGAUACCAUUCUCAUCAAGUUGACAGAAUUCGCUACAUUCGGCAAGCUCUCUGAGGAUGCUCAAACCUCCGUCGCGGCUGCUAAUGUCUCUGGAAACUCGGAUGCGUUUAAGCCCACACGUCGUGUUCGUGACGUGCCCGGAGGAAAGCACACGGACAUCUUUGGUGAACAUUUCCAGAACGAAGCUGACGCUUUAGCGAACGCCCCUCCGAAAGACAUCUUGAACAAAAUCAAGGAAUCUGAAUUUCCUGCUUCACCACCGAUACCACAAAGUGUCACGACUACAACCGAAAAUGAGGAAGAAUCGGGAUUCAAUUUCUCUUCACAGUCAGUCCCCAGCAGACGCGUGAGGACCAAUCCUGGAGGCAAUAGCACAAUGGGAAACCUUUGGGAUCCAGUUCAGGAAGAAUUCAAGCCAACCCGAAGGGUUCGUCAGGGACCAGGUGGGACUGAUCAAGUGGGAAGUCUUUUCUAA